Molecule: messenger RNA, 1141 nt
Organism: Arabidopsis thaliana (thale cress)
Lineage: Eukaryota; Viridiplantae; Streptophyta; Magnoliopsida; Brassicales; Brassicaceae
Gene: DFO
Exons: 5
Coding region: 1-834 (277 amino acids)
Biological process (GO): meiotic DNA double-strand break formation
Source: RefSeq, marked reviewed
AUGCGCCAUAACAUAAAAUUCAAAUCAAAGGGCACAUUGAAAAUUCGAAACACCGCUCAAAUUUCUCUCUGGAAAAAAUGUUCAGAUUCGAUGAUCGCUGAUCAGACUUAUCUCUUUAUCAAUCGGGUCCAAGACAGAAGGUUCGAUGAAGAAUCUCUUCGGAUUCUCGAGUUGUCUCUGGUUGCAAUGAAUGUGAAAUCGUUUUUGGAAGUUAGAUCUCGAUUGAGAGAUUUCAUGAGAUCUGAAUCGGUUGUUAUAUUCGGUGAGCUCACCGGAGAAUCCAUGGUCGCAAAACUCUCCGUACUUGAAUUCUUCGCUCGUGCUUUUGCUCUUCUCGGUGAUAUGGAGAGUUGUUUGGCUAUGAGGUAUGAGGCAUUGAAUUUGCGGCAGCUCAAGUCUCCUAGCUGUUUGUGGUUAGGGGUUUCACAUUCAGAAUGGACCAAAUUUGCAGUCCAAUCUAUGGAAAAUGGAUUCCCUUCCAUUGCAGGAAAGGCGUCUGAAAAUGCCCUGUUGAGCCUUAAGAAGGAUAGUCUUAUUGAACCAAAAUCAGAAGAUAAUUCUGACAUUUUGGAUGCUGCUGAGAAAGUAAGGAGACUAAGGGAUUCAGCUGCCUCGUUAACAUCUUCACAUUCAGUUCAGGCACAAGGUGCAGGGUACUUGAGAAGCAAGGAACACAGAAUACAAUCCAGACAGACUCUACCCACUAAAAAUCCAGACUGCACAGGUAGCAAUCUGUUCAGAGAAGGAAUCAAGAAGCGUAACGAAAGAAUGUUGCAAGAUCUCCGUAGUAUUCGGAUGAAUCGAAAUCUAGAACCAGAUGUGCGCUGUGUUUGAACUUUGAUGCAACUGAUGCUACAAACUUUGCUGCUUCAUGUUCAUUGAAAAACAGGUCAGCUUUCGCUAACAUUACAACUUAGAUGUUACUGAAGAUCAUUUUUUUUUCUCAUAGAAGAAUAGAAGAAGCUUAACCUCAUUGAUGCCUUUUAUGAGCAAAAUCCAAAUCAUUUCACCAGACACAUUUCCCAUAAAGAUUGUUUCUGUUUUAGCUUUUGGUUAUCAAAAUUCGAAAUUUUACCACAUCAGUAUCACCACCUUCUGAAAAGUUUCCAUUCAGUUUUUUUCUUGAAAAGUACGAAAACUA